AUGGAUUCAAGAGGGCAGGAUGACGAGACGCGCCAAGUACGGCGGAAACCAGUCCCCUCGUACGUUCCGCCGCUUGGGUACGACGAGGCCCUGCUGCUCUCAUCUGCGCAUACCCACGUCUACGAUUGGGAACAGGAGCUUGAGUCCACGGCACGCCCUUCCGACGAACCUCGAAGCACGGAGAUUGGAAGAGAUCUACCCUCCAAGUCAACCUUUGCGAGCGGCGAGACGGAAUACGAGCUGGUGAAGACAUCGAGCGCCGAGAAGACGAGGAACAACACAAGGCGGUCUCCGCGACGUCGAUGGCAGAUCCUGAAAGGGUGGUGGCCAGAGAUCAUAUGGUGCUUGAUCAGCGUUGUAUGCAUCAUCGUUCUCGUCUCGGUGCUCAGGUCGUACGACAAUCAGCCACUGCCGAACUGGCCCCUUGGUCUGACGCUCAACACCGUCGUGGCCUUCAUCUCUACAUUCUGUCGCACGUCGUUCGUUCUCCCAGUCGUCGAAAGUCUAUCGCAGUACAAAUGGAACUGGUACAAGUCGCCGAGGCCAUUGGGUGAUUUUGCGGUCUUUGACGAAGCCAGCCGCGGGCCGUGGGGCAGCUUGAAGCUGCUGCUUAGGACGAAGGGCCGGCUGGUCGGAAUUCUCUCAGCCGUCAUACUGGUUUCUGGGAUUGCGACCUCAACGCUGACACAAUCCGUUGUCACUUACCCUACUCGUCAGAUUGCGAUUCCCGGAAACGAGACCGCACUUACACGAAGGAACAAUGAGUACUUCUGGGCGACUGCCAACGGACCUUCUCGAAGUUCGUCAUCUAGCCCAAUUAAUACAUAUAUUUUCAAAGUUGACCUUUUUGCAGGAGAUAUCAUGUUCCCGAUCAACCAGAUUAUUCCUCGAAGUCUUUACACCCCACCUAACGAGGUAAUGCCCUAUUAUCAAGCCAGUUGCCGAUCGAACAACUGCACCUGGGACGACUUCACCUCACUUGCCGUAUGCGUUGACAUGAAGAACCUUCUCGAGACUGAUGGCGACCCCAUCGAAAUGGGCACGAACUCCUCGCUUCCUAACGGCUUGAAGUUACAGAGAAGCUAUGGGUAUGGCAAUUUGAACAUCUCCAGCGGCCCGAGUCUAGCAUUCAACGGUACCGACGCCAUGGGAGCCAAGAUAUGGAACUUCUUCGUGAUUAACGGUCCCCGGCUACGAGCCACUGAGAUCAUGCUGCACUGCAACGUGACAUACUUGACAUCUCCAGACAACCCGGGCAAGAAGUAUGUGGCCGACGGGAUGGGACCUGCUGAGAUUGCUGCUAUUCUCGACUCGACUCUAUCGGGGACCUACAUUGACGGUGGUACAUACAUGUUUCAGAACGGGACCCAAAUCUAUGGGACAGCUUUAUCGCGAGCUGCAAUCGGCAUCAAUGAGACAACCGAGUCUCAGAAGCUGGAUGACGCCCUGUUUACAACGCUUCGCAACCUUACUGAGAACAUUGCCAGUGGCCUCACGAAUGCUCUCUUGGUCAGUAACGUCAGCGGGACUGCGUGGCAGGAGGAGAGAUUCGUCUCGAUCCGGUGGCCUUGGUUGACGCUACUGGCGGCUCAGGUCGGACUCUCGAUUCUGACCUUGGCCAUCAUCAUGGUGGAGACUGCUAGUCUAGACAUUGAGAUUGUCAAGGGCUCGCCUCUCCCGGCACUCUUGGCAGUGCACCCAGAUGAGAAGAGUGUGCUACUAGGGGAUCAUGUCGAGGAAACACCCAACAAGGAUAGCAGGCUACCGCACCUGAGGGCAUCAGGUAUUACCGGAGGGCUACGGAGAGACGGAGAGGACUGGGUUCUUCAGAGCAUCAAAAGAUAG
Molecule: messenger RNA, 1845 nt
Organism: Colletotrichum abscissum
Lineage: Eukaryota; Fungi; Ascomycota; Sordariomycetes; Glomerellales; Glomerellaceae
Exons: 5
Coding region: 1-1845 (614 amino acids)
Source: RefSeq, a predicted model, not a curated record